AGACGGAAUUUGAGACGUUACUCAACAAGGUUUCGGGGGUGCCCGAGUCCACCUUGGUGGCCAUGUACAUCGCCAGUCUGAAGCAACCCCUGCAGCGCGAGGUUAAUCUUCGCAACCUUACUACUCUACCCAUCACAUUUGCCUUAGCACGAGAACUCGCGGCAUGCCACUUUGAUGCGGCUGGUUCAUCCGGCAGAGAUGGCCGCCGGCCCUGGCAGUCUCGACCACCAGCCCCCAACAUCUGUGGGUCUUUUGCCCACGCCGCCCCUCACUGGCAAGGGCCCACCGACAGCUUCUCCGGGUCGUGUCUCCGACUCAGCCUCGAAGCUACCCAUUGUGUGUUUGACAAACGCCGAAAAGAAUGAAUGUAACAAGAAGGGUUUGUGUUGGUACUGUGAUGAAAAGUGGACGCCCGACCAUAAUUGCAAGCACUGCUUCCUUUUGUUGAUGGGCCCCGACGACGACAAGGAGCGGCCAUUGGAGGACGACAAUCUGGUGGAUGAAGAGGACACAAUUACAGCGCCGGUGUCAUCACCGCCCACCACUGCCGACCUCACUAUUCCGGACGAUGUUCCCGAAGCAGUCCACUCACUCAUACUGGACCACUCUGCGGUUUUUGGGCUCCCCACGGGCCUGCCACCGUCUCGCCCUUGGGACCAUCGGAUUCAUUUGAGUGAAGCAAGAAACUGGGCCCUCGCCAACGCUCAGCUUCCACUUAUCACAAAGAGCUCUAUGCGAUCGUGGCGGCAGUAUCUACUUGGCCGCGAAUUUGUUAUCCGAAGUGAUCAUCGUAGCCUCAAAGAACUCCUUUUACAGGUUAUACAAACUCCGGAUCAGCAAUUUUACGUCCGCAAAUUGAUGGGUUUCAAAUUUCGGAUAGAGUAUAAAACUGGGGCAACCAAUCGGGUGGCGGACGCCCUAUCAAGGCGCGAUGAAGAGGAGACAGUGAGCUCGUUCAUGGCAAUAGCACAACCACUGCCCUCCUUGCUUGACGAUCUUCGUGCCGAAAACAGUACCCUCCCCGACCUUAAAGCACUCCAUGCGGCAGUGGCAGGGGGUUCGGCUCCUCCCCACGUCCAGGUUGUUGACAACCUCCUCUAUUACAAGCAGCGUCUCUACAUCAGGACCUCGCCUUUCCGCGCCUUAUAUGGCCGAGACCCACCAGCGUUGUUCCCCACGCUCUCUGUCCGUGCCAAAUCAUGGGAGGUCGAGGAAAUCUUGAAGGAAUGGGCUGAUUUAUUGACUGAUCUCAAGCUUAAUCUACGCAAGAUGCAACAGCGCAUGCGCGACUGAGUUAAUCAGCAUCGCCGGGAAAUUUUGUUUGCCGUCGGAGACUUGGUCCUACUCAAAUUGCAACCUUAUCGGCAACACUCGGUGGCCCGUCCUCUCUCUACCAAGCUCGGUCGUUGCUACUACGGGCCAUUUCAGGUGUUGGAACGAGUGGGCAAGGUGGCUUAUCGCCU
Cuscuta campestris is the source of this 1463-nucleotide messenger RNA. Lineage: Eukaryota; Viridiplantae; Streptophyta; Magnoliopsida; Solanales; Convolvulaceae. The record is from the annotation of a GenBank genome assembly.